UCUUGCUGCCUCCUUCUUACUGGAUGAUUAAAUUUGAUUGUUGUUAGCUUGGCAGUCUGGCAGUCAGUACCAACAAGAACAGUUAAAAUUGUGUUGCUGUCCUCAUUCCUCUUGAUAGGUAUCUCAUCUUGUUGUUCAUACAAUAUCUUGUCUCUCUCCUCUUUAGGAGCUGUAAAACGUAAAACGAAACAAAUUGAAAUUAAAAAUAACUUUUAAAACCGUUUUUAUAUUUACCUGAAUUGUGUUUAAUUUAAUCGGUUAUUCAUCCAAGUUGGUGUGAAAUCAUGGAGCAAAGUGAUCAAACAAUUUGUAUCAUUGGAAGUGGUGCCACAGGAAUCAAUGCUAUAAAGGUUUGUCGAGAAGAAGGUUUCAACGUGGUUUGCUAUGAACAAUCAAACUUUCUUGGUGGAUUAUGGAAGUAUCGUGAGGAUGAUGUGGACGGAUUGGCUUCCGUCAUGAGGUCCACAAUUAUUAAUUCAUCCAAGGAAAUGUCAGCUUAUUCAGAUUUUCCGCCACCAAAGGAAUUUGCGAAUUAUAUGCACAACACUGCAAUGUAUCAAUAUUUUGAAAUGUACGCUGAACGAUUUGGUGUCCGUGAAUUUAUCCAAUUUGAAACUAAAGUGAUCAAAGUUGAACCAGCGGACGAUUAUGAUGACACUGGUAGAUGGAGGGUUGUUACUCAAAGUUUGAAAACAAAAGAAAUAACAAGCCGAGUGUUUGAUGGUGUUAUGGUUUGUACAGGACAUCAUGUCAAGCCUUUGGUUCCUACCUUCAAAGGGCAAGAAAAAUUCAAAGGUCGUAUCAUUCACACACACUCUUAUAAGAAGCCCAAUCCUUUUGAGAAUGAAACGGUUGUCGUUGUUGGCAUAGGUAAUUCUGGAGGUGAUGCUGCUGUAGAGUUGUCAAUGUUUUCAAAGAAGGUUUAUCUUUCAACAAGGCGAGGAGCUUGGAUUUUAUGGCGAGUUGGUCCAGGAGGACAACCAUUCGACUCUGAGUUUAUAACACGAUUUUGUUUCACUCUAUUCAAUUAUUCACCUUACCGAAUCAAAUGUAGUUUUGUUGAACAUUAUUUAAAUAAUCGUUUUGACCACAAAUUAUAUCGAGUUGAACCCGAUCAUCGUGUUUUUGGUCAACAUCCAAUGGUAAAUGAUACUCUACCCAAUCGUAUACUUUCUGGAACUGUUGUAUUGAAAAAUGACAUCCAAGAGUUUACUGAAGAUGGUAUAAUCUUUGAAGGAGAAUCAACUGUAACUAAAUGUGACUCUGUGAUAUUGGCCACUGGAUAUGAGGUUUCAUUCCCAUUCCUUGAUCCAUCCAUUGUUUGGACCAAGGAUAAUCAUGUUGAAUUAUAUAAAUACAUGUUCCCACCAAAACUCAAGCAUCCCCAUACUCUUGGACUUAUCGGGCUUAUCCAAGCAGUUGGACCAGCUAUUCCUGUGUCUGAACAGCAGUCUCGUUGGUAUGUUCAACUCAUGAAAGGCACCUGUAGACUUCCAAGUGUCCCUGAAAUGAUGAAGGAUAUUGAAGCCAAACAUCGAGAGAUUGAAUCACGAUACUUUAAAGGUCCAAGACACACAAUGCAAAUUGAUUGGGUCAACUAUAUGGACGAGAUAGCUGAACAGUACGGAGCAAAGCCCAAUCUAUUGAAAUACUUCUUCACUGAUCCUAAAUUUUGGUACAAAUUGUAUUUCGGCCCUUGUCUUCCUUAUCAAUAUCGUUUACAAGGUCCACAUGCAUGGGACGGAGCAAGAAACGCUAUUAUGACUGUGGAUGAACGUAUCGAUGCCGCCUUCGCAACCCGAUCAUUGAAGUUAUCCAAAAAGUCAAAGGUUCAAUCAACUGGACCAAUGUAUGCUCUUCUUGCUUCUUUCGGUUCUGUGCUUUUUGUUUUCCGGGCUUACCUUCGCAAAUACCUGCAACAAGAUCAUUGGCGUUACCUUGCUGGGGCUUCGGCUAUCCUCUUUAUGCUUCUCACUAUUCUUAACUACACUCUUUAAUUUUAUCUUAAAUUGUUUAUAAAUUUAUCUAAUAUUCCCUCAUUUCUUCACCUUUCCAUCUACUUUUAUUCAACAGGAAAAAAGCUCACAAUCUUACAUCUUAAUGUUUUUGCUACUUUGUUGAAUUUUUUACCCUCGGUGUGUUAUUACGUCUAAAAACAUGAUAUUUUCUCAAUCUUCAUGCUUAUUUUUCACACUCAUCAUUUGUCACAAUCAUCUUUUCCCAUUAUUCAUCGCACAUCGAAGCCCUAUUAUGAUUUUUUUAAGAAACUUUCCCUUAUUUAAAUGGAAACACUGUUGCAUGGGAUUACUAUUAUUAUGAUGUAAUUAUGUCGUGUAAUUUGUUCAUAUUUUUUGCAAAAUUAUAUCUAAUCUGUGAUAUAACACACAGAAAGCGUUACAAUGAGACAAGUUCAUUAAUUUAGAGCAUUUAUUUACUGAUUAAAGUCUCUUUUAUGCAAUCUUGA
Messenger RNA from Tetranychus urticae (two-spotted spider mite), 2464 nucleotides. RefSeq names its product flavin-containing monooxygenase 5. Gene Ontology annotation, molecular function: N,N-dimethylaniline monooxygenase activity; flavin adenine dinucleotide binding; NADP binding. NCBI's taxonomy places the organism in Eukaryota, Metazoa, Arthropoda, Arachnida, Trombidiformes, Tetranychidae. The record is from RefSeq and is a predicted model, not a curated record.